Brienomyrus brachyistius is the source of this 8529-nucleotide messenger RNA. Its product is annotated as serine/threonine-protein phosphatase 6 regulatory subunit 2-like. The record is from RefSeq and is a predicted model, not a curated record. Gene Ontology annotation, molecular function: protein phosphatase regulator activity; protein phosphatase binding. Lineage: Eukaryota; Metazoa; Chordata; Actinopteri; Osteoglossiformes; Mormyridae. The transcript is spliced from 24 exons. Gene Ontology annotation, cellular component: nucleus; cytosol. Bases 1132 to 4368 code for a protein of 1078 amino acids.
GACUGCUUGGCAGAAGUGUUUGCCCACUGUCGCUUCCGGGUCAAGGUGCAAGCUGCUGGUAGCUAGGUGGCUGCCUGGCCCACUUCUGCAUGAAUUUCCGAUGGGGUGAGGGGGGGCAUGUCAGAGAGAGUGGCGAAAAGGCGCAGAGCCUCUCUGAACCAAACCUGAUGCUGGUACAGAAGAGACAGAUACACGGCAAAGGAAACUCAUUAAACAGGUCAGCUUCUCUGGGGCACCCUAGUCAUUCACUGUAUUAAAGAAACCUGCUCUAGUGUUUGUAUGAGAAAGAGAUCAUCCUCAUCACUGAGAUCUCGUCUCUCUCUCGGCUGCAGGACCAGGUGCCUGAAUUCUUCCUCUGAUCUUUAAGAAUUCUGCUUUUGAGUGAUUUCCACAAGCCACUUAUAAAUUUGUUUAUAAUGAAGGGUUUAUUAUGUUGACUGUGGAGUCGUAUUUUAGGAGCCAAAACUGGUGUUUUCCUGUAGCCGACCUGCUGAUUAAUAGAUGUCACGCAGAUGCAUAUUUACUGCCAGCCAUAUUAAAUAGCAGUUUGUUUAUUUGAUUAUCUUGACGCAUUUCUGAGUUCUUGUUUACUCAAAUUAAAAGUGAAACUACUCUGCUGCAGCCACUAACCCCUGUCCUUUUUAGUUGAAUAUGAUCCGGUUUAUUUUUUCAUACGGAAGCAAUGUUAGUUUUUUUUUAAUAACCGAGUGUUAAAAAUGUCUCACCAGUUCCUGUAAGUUAAAGUGCCAAACAUGACUGAGUAGGGAGGCAGGUAAAGCUGUUGGCUGCUUUUCAUUAGUGUUAACAAAUGCCCUACCUUCCUUCUGGCAGGGCAGGUAGUGGCCUGCUGUCUGCGUCGAAGGGCUCAGCUCCAGGUUGUUCACACUGUAAAUUGGUCUUCUACCAUGAAUACUUUCUGUUAGAAGAUCCACAAGGAAAGAGACCUCACAGAAUACAUUUGACUGUUUCGUAGAGUGGUAAAAGUUGAUAUGAUAGCGAAAGUCUCAGCCCGUUACUGAAAGUUCUCCGUCCCGCUCUGUGAGAUUUACAAGGCAAAUGUUUGCCCGUCAGUGGAAACAGUUUGAUUAAAGACACAAGCCUUCGCCCCGCAGGUCUGUGCACCCAGCCGCCAUGUUCUGGAAGUUCGACCUGCAUAGUACGUCCAACGUGGACAAGCUGCUGGACAAGGACGACGUGACGCUGCAGGAGCUGAUGGACGAGGAUGAUGUCCUGCAGGAGUGCAAGGCCCAGAACCGCCAGCUGCUGACCUUCCUCAGCCAGGAUGCGUGCAUGCAGGAGAUGGUGGCGCUAAUCACGCGGGAACCCCCCCUGGACCUGGAGGAGAAGCUGCGCUUCAGGUACCCGAAUGUGGCCUGCGAGCUGCUGACGUCGGAUGUGAGCUCCAUCAAUGACAAGCUGGGGGGGGACGAAUCCCUCUUGGAGAAGCUGUACGGCUUCCUGGAACAGGAGCCUCCCCUUAACCCCCUGCUGGCCAGCUUCUUCAGCAAGACCAUCGGAAACCUCAUCGCCCGCAAGACCGAGCAGGUCAUUGCCUUCCUGAGGAAGAAGGAGGGUUUCGUCAGUCUGUUGCUGAAGCACAUAGACACCUCCGCUAUGAUGGACCUGCUGCUUCGCCUCGUCAGCUGUGUGGAGCCUGCCACCUUGAGGCUGGAGGUCCUUAGUUGGCUGAACGGCGAAAAUCUAAUCGAGCGCCUGGUGGAGUUAGUCUGCAGCGAGGAGGAUGAGGAGAGGCAGUCCAAUGCCUCGCAGACCCUGUGUGACAUCUUGCGUCUGAGUCGGGACCAGAGUGCACCGCUGCCAGAGCCUGCGCAGACAGAGCCUGCGCAGACGGACCCACUGCUCACCGUGCUCGAGGCGCAGCAGACUGUGGAGAAGCUCCUGCAGAACAUGUUUUCAGGAGAGCGCAGCGAGGCGUGCAUCGUCAACGGGACCCAAGUGCUCCUUACGUUACUCGAAACCCGGCGGCCGGGGAUCGAAGGCCUGAUGGAUCUGUGCUCUCAGGGAUACGAACGAUCUCACACUGUCAAUAGUAGUGUGUUACAGGGCAUCGAGCCUCAUCUGAAGGAAUUCCAUCAGGUUCUCCUGGACCCUCCCAAGAAAUGCGCCAUGCUGACAAGCCUGGGCGUGCUGGAGGAGCCCCUGGGCAACGCGAGACUCCAUGUUGCCCGCCUGGUGGCAGCGCUGCUUCAGAGCUGCACGCCUGGCGUGGCAGGGGAGCUGUGCCGUCUCAACACCAUGGACCUGCUACUUGAUUUGUUUUUUAAAUACACCUGGAAUAAUUUCUUGCACUUCCAAGUGGAGCUGUGUGUGGCAGCCAUCAUGAACCAGCCCAGCCAGGAGGAGAACGCUGGGAGGAGUCUGGGAAGCAAGGAGCCCCCGGAGGCCUUGGACAGCAGCACGCACCAGCCCGACACCCCCCAGCCCCAUGUGCUGGUGAUGCAUCUGUUCCAGACCUGCCGCCUGGUGCAGAGGAUCCUCGAUGCCUGGGAAGAGAACGACAAAAUACAGGCAGAUGGUGGCAUGAGGCGGGGCUACAUGGGCCACCUGACCAGAAUAGCCAAUAGUGUGGUGCAGAACACCGAGAAAGGUCCCGCCCAGGUACAGAUCAGCGACAUCAUCAAAGAUCUGCCCGAGGACUGCAGGGGACGCUGGGAGAGAUUCGUGGACGAGGCUUUGGCGGAGACCAACAGGAGAAACACGGCGGAUCUGGUGAGCACACAUAACCUGCACUCCUCCAGCGAGGACGACGACCUGGAGGGCCCCUUCCCCAACGAGCUGUCGCUGCAGCAGGCCUUUUCGGACUACCAGAUACAGCAGAUGACGGCCAACUUUGUGGAUCAGUUCGGCUUCAACGAUGAGGAAUUCGCUGAGCAUGAUGACAGUAUCAAUGCAGCGUUUGACAGGAUCGCGGAGAUUAACUUCAGCUUAGAUGUGGACGAUGACACUGCCAACGUCACCAUGUUUGAGGCUUGCUGCAAGGAGCGGAUACGGCCAUUUGAUGACGCCGAGGACGAGGACGAGGACGAAGACAUCUGGGAGGAGGGGCAGGUGGACUAUGCAGCACAGGUCAAGAAGAGAAGCAGGUUUGGGGUUUCCCACAUCACUAAGGGUGACGUUGCGAAUGGGGAAGAGGGCAAGGAGUCCGAAUCAGGGGGUGCCCAAGCCGAAAAUCAGAAGAACAAGAUCCACGGGCAGGACUCGGAGAUGAACCCAGAAACAGGCCCGGGAUGGACAGCCAGCUUCGAGGACCUCCUCACUUCGAAGGCGCCGCUCUGCCGGGCAGCAGCAGACAUGGAAUUAGGCACAUGGGAGGCAGCUAGCCCCCAGCGAGGCGCUGACGACAAAGGCUGGGCCAAGUUCACGGACUUUCGGUCCUUCCAGCACUCAGAGUGCCAGACCCCUGCAGAAGGAAGCCCGAAGCACGAUGUAGAUACCAGCCGGGCACCCUGCACGUGGGCCAUCGGCUCCAACCUCAAGGCACCCUUAGUGGCCUCCGACAGCAGCUCCUCUGGGGGUUCUGACAGCGAGGAGGAUGAUGAGGAGGAAGAGGAUGAGGAGGCUGAGAAAAAGGCUGUCAGCGUCACGGAGACAAGCGUCAUGGAGGUGGUCACUGGGGGCACCGGCCCGGAGUCGGUUGCCGGGGGCGCCGACAAGGAGUCAGGCGUCGGCAAGAACACUGUCACCAUGGACGCCGGCGAUGAGACGGUCGCUGUGGGCACCGCCAAUGAAUCGGGCACUGGGAAGAAGACAGUCACUGGAGGCACCAGCAAGGAGACAGUCACCGGGGCCGCUGUCGUCAAUGAAUCGGGCACUAAGAAGAAGAUGGUCACUGGGCGUGCCGGCAAGGAGACAGUCGCCGGGGGCGCCGGCAAGGAGACGGUCGCCGGGGGCGCCGGCAAGGAGACGGUCGCCGGGGGCGCCGGCAAGGAGACGGUCGCCGGGGGCGCCGGCAAGGAAUCAGGCACUAAGAAGAAGAUGGUCACUGGGCGUGCCGGCAAGGAGACGGUCGCCGGGGGCGCCGGCAAGGAGACGGUCGCCGAGGGCGCCGGCAAGGAGACGGUCGCCGAGGGCGCCGGCAAGGAGACGGUCGCCGGGGGCGCCGGCAAGGAGACGGUCUCCGGCAAGGACACCAAGAAAGAGAAGCCCGUGUUCAUCAGCACUGAAGUCUCCUCCAUCCCCUUUGAUAAGCUGACUAUUGCUGACGGACCCCCUGAGCCCAUGGCGAACCCUGAAAAGACAGCUCCCACUGGCAUCCAAUGGGACGGCACCGUGACUGACCUCACUGUGACGGACAGGAGAGAGGAGGUGCCACCAUCGGCAGAAGCUGCUGUCAACGGGCCAGCUUGAUGGGGCUGAACCAGGACUCGGACAGGCCACGCCCAUUCCUGUGAUGCAACUUUUUUUAAUUUAUUUUUUUAAAUUUUCAUUAUUUUUUUUCCCACUGAUAAAUGCUGCGGUUUGUUACAGGAAGUGGCCAAUCAGAAUCUGACCUGGGGGGACUGGGGGUGGGGCAGGGCUUAGUUAGGGGAAAAGAUACAGAAAAUCCACACACGGUGCCCUUUAGAUGUAGCAGUGACUCGUCCUCCGUUUCCUGGGAGACGAGGCCCUGACUGUCUCGGCGCACACAACCGCCCUCCCACCUGUGACAGUAUUGCUCACGAGACCUGGGCCGCCAGGCCAAAGUGACCUCAUGGUCACCCCCUGGUGGUGGUGGGAUUUAAGGCACUCUGACUCUGUGGCAACUGACUGUGGUUCUUUGUCAAGACGCAAGUCUGAUCUUUUCCCUGCUGGAACAGCAGCACAUUUCCAGAAUUCGGUGAGAGGGCAACCCAGAAACGAGGCCCGGACCUGCCGAGCUGAGCCGAACCACUUGCUGUUUGUUGUGCCACGCUCGAGCUGUCCGACUCUUUCAUUUAUGGUGAGGUGAACUCGUCACAGUCUCCCCCAUGAGCAAUGAUGCCAUGUGGCUCUUAAAUGUUGAAAACGGCCCCGAUUGGCUGUCUGGAAUUGCGGUGGGCGGUCUCAGCUGGUGGUUCCGCAUCCUGGUUCGCUGAACUUAUGCAAACCCCUCCCCCCAUUACUGCAGCCAAUCGGAUGGCACGUCGCUUAUCCUUUGAGUUCUGACAUGCCGCCAACCAUCUUCCCUCUUUACAUCACAUAAUGAAAACAGGAAUUAUAUGUUUAAAUUUGUAAAGUCCAGUACCUAUACCAAAGCGGAGCAGUGUUUAAUAGUGGGUUCGUAAGUGGGAAAUAUUUCAAGACUCAUCUCCUGUAUAAACUAAAUUAUUGAAAAACUCUCUCUCUCUCUCUCUCUCUCUCUCUCUAUAUAUAUAUAUAUAUAUAUAUAUAUAUAUAUAUAUAUAUAUAUAUAUAUAUAUAUAUAUAUAUAUAUAUAUAAAUAAAAUAUGCAUACUGCUGUGCAUAUAUUUACAUAUGCAGUCGGCAGCCUGGUGAUUUAUUUUUUUUCUUAAGGGGGGGUGCUUUUUGAACUCCGUCGUUCGUGCUGUGUAAUUCUUGUACAGAUUCUGCAAUAUCCACUUGAGUGUUAAUGUCAUAAUCAAAAUACGUUAGUGAAAAAUGUUAACAAACCCUAUAAAAACAACUUUAUAUCCAUCCCAGUUCAGCAUAGUUGUCAUUUCAAGAUGGAGCCCACGUUAAUUCCGCGUUAACGUCCUACUUCAGCGUGGGGUGUAAAUCUCACCUGGCGAUAUUAUAUUUGGACCCCGUUGUCCACUUUGUCUGUCUGCCUCCUGAGGGACUGUCUGUUCGGUGUAUAAAUAAGGUCUGUAUUUAACAAACAUACUCCCCUAGCCCCCAUCUUAAUCAAGGCUCUAAGGUUUCUGGGAAUUGUAGUCUCCCGGCCUGACAUCCUUCAGAAAGCCCUUUACUAGGGUUUGGGUUUCCAGUGAACAGCCCUAAGAAUAUCCUUUCACGUCAUGGGGCAUUGAUGAGACCUUUUUGCUCUGUCCAUUUCUGCGAUUCCUUGACCUGUGAUGCAGCCUUUAUUUCUGUUUUCUUGUCUAAAGGGUUUGAGUUCUUGAAGGGUCUUUAUUUCUAACAAACAAACAUAUUCUAACAGAAUUUUAGCAAAAUGCAGUUUCUUGCCUGCCAUUUUAAAGUCCGAUAUCCAUUCAUACCUCAUACCAUGUACCCCCCCUCUAAAAACCCUUGAAACUCCAUUCUCCACCCCCUGUGACGAAGGUUCAAAUAAAAACCAAGAUCAGUUUUCUACCAAAGCUGCAAUCGUCCAUCGGCCAUGCCCCCCCCCCCACCUCCCACCCCAUCCACACACACACACACACACACACACACACACACUCUGCUCCCUAUUUUAAGGUCAGGGCUUCUUCGUCCUUCUUAAAUGUCGCCCAUGUGCUGGGGUAGCAUUUCAGAAUGAGCAAUACUUGAAGACGAAACACUAUUAUUAGCCCCUAAAAUGCCUCGCUUCGGAACUGAUGCAAAAAAACACGGCAGCUCUUUCUUAAGAGGAGCACAGGGAAAUCCAUCCCCCAGCAUUUAAAGGCCAAUGGGGGAUGUAGCAGCUGAGGACAGCCUUGUUAAGGUGGCCCUGUUGAAGUCUCAGGAAAGAGGGCAUCUCUGAGCAAGGUACUGAACCUUCCGUAAAAGCGGGAGCCUCAGUGGGGAUGGGGGCGGAGGGGGGUUUGAAAUCUGAAUGAGACAGAGUGGCAGCGACUGACCGCUCUACCGACACACCAAGAACCUCCCCAGCUCACCUCCUAACCCCAACCCUCCCCUCCACCCCGACACACUGUGGCCAUAGUCUGUAUCAUUCGAGACCUGGAGAUGUUUUUGGCUGUGGAUUUUCUUUGUAGUAAAAUGUAAACGUAAGAUAUAUAAAUAUAUAUAUAUAAAUACUAUAUUUUUUUGAUCAAAACCAAAUUUAUGCACAAAUUAUAUUUGCUAGUAGCAACGUGACAUUUCAAUCAAAUGCAAUAAUGUAUUUGUCGUUUAGGGUCAUCCAGCAUCGGUUUCUUGUCAGCGGUUUAUUUCUGCUUUGUUCAUCUCCUGAAGCGCGAUACCAUUUCCCAUAAUGCCCCUCUAAUGCCACCCAACCAGCAAGGGUGCGAAUGCAUCAGGGAGGCGUGUCUGCAUGCUUGUUUUCCCAUGUCCAGCGUCCUCCCCCACGUAUCGUUUCUGUCGCUCCCGAAACCUCGUAUGCCUUCAUAUAUCAAUACAAGUCCCUGAAGGUAUGGCCAAUGGGUGGAGUUUCCUGUAUCCCGCGUUUAUUUACCUAGUCGGCUCCUGGUUCGGUUUCGAAUCCUUUUUAUCGUGACUGAACCGGAGAAUUUAAAUCACGCCGACUGGUUUAUGGGUUUUGUUUUUCCCACAUAAAAAUAACAAUCCCGUAUGAAGUCACACAGUGGGCUGCAGACACUCUGAAUGUGAACCUGAUCUCUAAACCCGGCCACUUCAAAGCCUCCACGUAACAGCAGAGAAAAAAACAGAAAAACACCCCCUAUUGGUGAGAAUCUGAUGGGCGUUGAAGUCUCAGCCUGGAAUAUCCUUAGGGCUUAGAAAGUAGCUCAGCGCUAUUGGGACAGUGACAGAUGUUGGCAGCCUCUUCAUAUUACUGAAAGGAGGUGACAGUAAAGCCGUUUGGAUUCCCGAUUGGCCUGUUCCUUGGCCGGGGCGAAAUCGGAUCCUGAACAUUAUCCCUGUCGCCCUCAGCAUCCCACGUUUGAUGCCUUUUUUUCCCCCAGACAAGCAUGUUUGAGGAAUUAGGAAACAGAGGUGUUGGGCUUUGCCGCCCCCCCCCCCCCCCCAAGGCUCUGGUUCAGAGCAUGGAUAAACAAAAGUGGGCACAUUUCUGCUUGCCGAGGGGGUUGCAGAUACGCUUCUCGGCGCCGCAGAAAUCAUUGCGUCCUUUACUGACGGAUUCACUGACUCUGCGCGGUUCCCAUAGCAGCACCGUUAGCCGUUGCAUCCUUAAACCAAGUGGCCUGCGCUCUUUCUUUUCCCCUGACCGCAUGAGCCGCGGGUUAUUUAAAGAUCCGAGGCUGGAUGCCUUUCCCUGCGGCCUCCGCCCCGUGAGCCUUUACCCCACUGCCAGACCACAGAGGCGGCCCGCGAGAGAGAGGCUCCGCCUGUGGAUGCCCUGACCAAUCGGCUGUCAGCUCCCCUGUCGCUGUGUGGUCUCCGUUAGCUCCGGCCGGUAGUCGUCACGGUAACAAUCGUGCCCACGUGCUUUGGCGGUCCGGAGCCCACGCCUGGGUUCCUCUGAGUACUGAACUGUAUGUAUGUAGGUGAGAGGUACACAGAGGAAACACGAGAACGUGUACACUGCCUUCAGACACACACACACACACACACACACACACACAGAUACACACACACACGCGUGUGCCGUCUCACGUGAAGCCUUUUUGUAUUGUUAAAAACUGAUGCUGGCUGGUUUCUGUUUUUGUAUACAAUGCUGUACAUGUUAUUUGUUGUCAGACAGGCUGUAAAUUCAAAUAAAACACAUAAAUAAAUAUUUCAAACAGUAAA